AUGGAGUGCUGGGUCAGCACCGUGUCCUGUGUGAGCUGGCUGAUGAUCGUGGGGGGGCUGGCUUACAUGCUGCACCAGAACCGAACCUGCGCUCCGUAUGGCCGCUACAGCCCGGCCCGGGGCCGGUGCUGCUCGGCCCGAACCGGCUGGUUCCUGCAGGAGGUUCCAGCCUUCCUGCUGCCUCUGCUGCUGCUGCUGCUGGACUCCGGGACCGGGACCAGGACCGGGAGGAUGCUGCUGUCGACCUUCAUGCUGCACUACUUCUACAGGAGUUUUGUUUACUCCUUGUUGACUCGAGGACAACCGAUCCCCCUGAAGAUCGUCGUCUUCGCCUUUACCUUCUGCUCGAUCAACGGCCUCCUGCAGGGACACAACCUGCUGCAUUGCACUCGCUUCCAGAACACCUGGCUGACUCGUGCCCGCAUCACUGCAGGUUCUCUGCUGUUCCUCGUUGGUCUGACCAUCAACAUCCACAGCGACAACAUUCUACGGAACCUGAGAAAACCCGGAGAGUUGGUCUACAGGAUCCCCCGUGGUGGGAUGUUUGAGUUUGUGUCCGGCGCCAACUUUCUGGGAGAGAUCACUGAGUGGUUCGGUUACGCUGUGGCAGCGUGGUCUUUACCGGCCUUCGCCUUCGCCUUCUUCACCCUCUGCUCCAUUGGACCCAGAGCCUACCAGCACCACAGAGAUUACCAACUGAGGUUCCAGGAUUAUCCUCGCUCCAGGAAAGCCCUGAUUCCCUUCAUCUUCUGA
Molecule: messenger RNA, 753 nt
Organism: Nematolebias whitei (Rio pearlfish)
Lineage: Eukaryota; Metazoa; Chordata; Actinopteri; Cyprinodontiformes; Rivulidae
Gene: srd5a2a
Product: steroid-5-alpha-reductase, alpha polypeptide 2a
Exons: 5
Coding region: 1-753 (250 amino acids)
Biological process (GO): steroid biosynthetic process
Cellular component (GO): membrane
Molecular function (GO): 3-oxo-5-alpha-steroid 4-dehydrogenase activity
Source: RefSeq, a predicted model, not a curated record